Messenger RNA from Rhodamnia argentea, 1764 nucleotides. Its product is annotated as aspartyl protease family protein At5g10770. Gene Ontology annotation, molecular function: aspartic-type endopeptidase activity. Lineage: Eukaryota; Viridiplantae; Streptophyta; Magnoliopsida; Myrtales; Myrtaceae. The coding region runs from base 120 to 1559 and encodes 479 amino acids. Gene Ontology annotation, biological process: proteolysis. The record is from RefSeq and is a predicted model, not a curated record. The transcript is spliced from 2 exons.
CUCUCACAAACACAUACAAACACUCACACAACACACAAAAAAACACAGGGAAGAGCUGUUUCUUCUUUUGCUUUCGAAUGCAUAUCUGCACAUUGUGAACUCUUGCGCUGUUCUGAACAAUGGCACAAGCAACACGACGACCUCAGCUGGAACUGUCUCUCCUCCUUCUCGUGCUCCUUCUUGGCACUGCUCAUGAGGUUCACAGUCUGGAAGGCAAGAAAGCUCUCAGCUUGAGAAACUCGCUCUGGGAUCAGCUGACCAGCACUCCAAACUGCUUCUCUCAGAAAUCAAUACAAAAGAAUGGUGCAACCAUAUUGGAAAUAGUACACCAGGCUCACUGCUCGGGGAAGACCGUGAACUGGAACCAGAAGCAGCAAAAGCGCUUAAUUUUGGAUGAUGCCCGGGUCCGAACGCUCCAACAUCAUAUAAAAAACGCAAACUCCAACGACAUUAAAGAUGUUGCAAAAACUCAACUUCCAUUAACUUCUGGUGUACAUCUUCAGACUCUAAAUUACAUAGUCACCAUGGAACUGGGUGGUAGAAAUAUGAGUGUGAUUUUAGACACGGGGAGUGAUCUCACGUGGGUCCAGUGCCAACCUUGCACAGUAUGCUAUAGCCAACAAGACCCUCUAUUCAAUCCUUCUGCUUCUCCUUCCUACAAAUCAAUUCUCUGCAAUUCAUCGACUUGUCAGUCCCUAGAAUAUGCCACUGGGAACUCAGGAGUGUGUCGUCCCAGAACACCAAUAUGUAACUAUUUUGUUAGCUAUGGAGAUGGUUCCUACACUCGUGGCGAGCUUGGUGUGGAACAUCUGAACCUCGGAGCGACUCCACUGGACAAUUUUGUAUUUGGGUGUGGGAGAAACAACAAAGGCCUUUUUGGAGGUGCUUCUGGUCUUAUGGGUCUGGGGAGAAGCUCUCUUUCAAUGGCCUCUCAAACUUCAAACCUCUUUGGUGGUGUUUUCUCAUAUUGUUUGCCAUCUGCAGAAGUUGCAGAGUCAGGGUCUCUAGCUUUUGGUGGUGACUUUUCAGUCUAUAAGAACAACACUCCCAUUUCUUACACUGCUAUGAUCCCAAACCCGCAGCUGCCUACCUUCUACUUCCUUAAUCUUACUGGUAUUAGUGUUGGUGGAGCGGCGAUACAGUCUCUGAGUUUUGGUAAAGCUGGAAUUCUGAUCGAUUCCGGUACAGUGAUUUCAAGACUUCCUCCCUCAAUGUACAGGGCUCUGAAGGAAGCAUUCCUGAUGAAAUUUACUGGAUAUCCUCCAGCACCAGGCUUCUCGAUCUUGGAUACGUGCUUUAAUCUGAGUGCAUAUCAAGAAGUGGAGAUCCCUACAAUAGACAUGCACUUUGAUGGUGAUGCCAACUUGAAAGCUGAUGUGAAUGGGAUAUUUUAUUUUGCAAAGACUGAUGCAUCUCAGGUGUGCCUGGCCCUGGCAAGCCUCACAUACGAAGACGAGAUCGGCAUCAUUGGUAAUUAUCAGCAGAAGAACCAAAGGGUUGUAUAUGACACCAUGGGAUCUAAAUUGGGAUUUGCAGGGGAAACUUGUAGCUUCGUAUAAAAGGACCUUGAAAGCAAAUAAGUAUGUGGUUGUGAAUAUAUUCAAGAGGAAAAGCCAAGAAGCUUGUUGGCCGAAAAAGAACGGGUAGUGGUUUUUUCCUAUUCCAUAGUAAACUAAAGUGGUAUUGGUUACCUCCUGAGAAAGUACAAGAAACUUGAGUGGAGUGUGGUUUCCGUGUGAUAUCUUUGACAUGCAAUAGUACUUU